AGGUGGCUAGUAUUCGAGACUGGCCACGACCUCAGACUGCCACUGAGGUCAGAUCAUUCUUAUGAAUGUGCGGCUACUAUAGGAACUUCGUAAAGAACUAUUCUACAGUCGCCUCUCCUUUGACUGAUCUAACUCGACUUGACACCCCGUGGGACUGGAGUGAUGAGUGCGAAGGUGCUUUCAAGAGAUUGAAGCAUGCACUCAUGAAUCAUGAAGUUCUCAUGGUUCCCGAUCCGCAAAAGCCAUUCAUAGUGACCACUGACGCAAGCCAAUACGACAUUGGCGCAGUGCUGGCUCAGCAGGAUGGGAAAAAGUUGAGACCGAUUGAGUACCUGAGUAAGAAGAUGCCAUCAAAGAAGUUGGCUAAGUCCACCUAUGAAAGGGAACUCUAUGCUCUCUACAAGGCACUUGUCCAUUGGAGACACUUCCUUUUGGGAAGGUUCUUCUAUCUGACCCUCAAAUGGAUCAAGACUCAACCGGCUUUUUCUGAUGCACUCAAGCGAUGGAUUGAGGUUAUAGACCAAUAUGACUUCAAGCUUGAGUACCUGAAGGGAGAGUACAACAAGGUUGCAGACUCGCUAUCCCGUAGAACAGACUACCUAGGUGUGCUAGUUUUUGACUUUGGCGUAUCUAAUGAAGUAACUCAAUUAUUGGUGGGAGCCUAUCAAGAAGACCCUGUCACGAUGGACAUCAUCUGCAAGCUUCAGGCAAAAGACAAGGCCACAGAAAGUGAGUUUGUGAUGGUGGAUGGGCUAAUCUAUCUUGAUAAGGCCGGAGUAAAGAGAUUGGUAGUUCCAUCUAGUGAAUAGAAGAGGGAGUGGGAAGAUUUCCGUGUAUUUUUUCCAAACCUGGCGGAACGACAUGGGUGGCGGGUGCCUCGUGGGGGAGGCGGGGUGCCUGCCGGAGGACCCCCGGGAAGGGGAGGGAGUGCGAGAGGAGGAGGGGGAGGAGGAGGAGGAGGAGGAGGAGGAGGAGGAGGAGGAGGAGGAGGAGGUGGAGGUGGCGGAGGGGGGGCAGAUCAGUUCUUUGCAUGGGUUUUGCCUCAGCUCACUGGUCAAAGUGACAAGGAGGACGGUCAGCGUGUGGCCUUGGAGGCGGUGCUUGCAUGGUUCUCCGUUGGGGACGGCACGCCGCUGGACAGAUUUGUCUCUCCUGUCCUACUUGCUUGCCAGAAAUUGCUCGAGGAUGGUGGCACCCCCAUGGAUCUACUACCACCUCUCCUAUCCCUCCUCUGUCACUUGAGCGCCUCCUAUGCUCACCUGUUCCGGUCUCAUUUCAUGGACUUCGUUGACCUCCUUCUUGGCUGGGCACUUGAGCAAGACCUUUCCGAGAGCAAUCUGAGGUUGAUUACUCAGAGCUUCCUGGAUAUGGCAGACCUUUGGGGAGAGAAUGCGGAAUUUUCCAUCAGCCUGUUAUGGAAGCUUCUGGGAGACAUGGAAGUUCUUGGUGCGGAAAAGAUGGUCUCUACCGGCGGUGGACAGGAAAGGAAACACCUUUUGAGUUUGGCGUGCUGCUACUCCGCAGUCCUGCAGGCCACCGUCCCCUCACUGGUGCGGUUUGAUCGACAGAGCAGUAUUGCUGCUGCGGCUCGGGAGAUGCUGCCACGUGUACUGGGAUGCGUCAGCCACGUGGCACGAAAGUUCCAGGACUUUUCUUGGAUGCGAGAAGCAUGCCAGUGUCUGGUUGUUCUCAUUGCUUUGCUGGGAAAUCAGGUCGCUCCUUCCCGGUCGCUAGAAGCGGUGGAUUUCGUUGUUUCUUGCUUGGCCCUCGCUGUGAAGUCAUCGUCUGCAGCUGUGAGAACUCCUGUAUUUCUGCGUUUCAUCUUGGCCUUGGUGGCUUGCCAGCGAGAGAAUGCACCUGCAGAACAGGUUGCUGUACUUCUCGACAGCGCCUCACCCCUGUGUGACCUGCGGCUUCACUCAGGGAAGCAAGUGGCAACCACUGUCGCACACACUUGGCUUUGCCUGCUGUGUCACCCAUCGGUCUCAGUCUCAUGCAAAGCCAGGGAGGUAGUUCUAGCAGAGAUGCGGGCGAUUAAGGCUUUUCUUUCUCGACCCGAUGGGCAGGUGAAGAAGAAGCGGAUGGCAGCACUGCCCUUUCGACUGUCUGAAAACAACAAGAGUAGUGUUGCUUAUGGUGCUGAUGUGUCAGGAGGUGCCAACAUCUGGCAAGCCAGUGUGUCUGAACAGGUCAACGCCAAUCUUCCGCACAGAAAUGGUGUAUCUAAGGAGGAGGAGGAGGAGGAGGAGGAGGAGGAGGAGGAGGAGGAGUGGGAGGAGCAUGAGGAGGAGCAUGGGGAGGAGCAUGAGGAGGAGCAACUGAAGGAAGGUUGUUGGAGAAUGACGGUCUGUGGAGAUUCCUUUUUGGAAGCUCAUGCAGUUGCCGUUCUGAGAUUUGAUUUGGUUACAUUGGCUUGCAGUGGACGGUCUUUGGAGGAGGGAAGCGACAUGUUUCGUGUUGUUGCAGACGUGGUGUCUGACCUGGGCGUGAGCUGGCAGUUAGCGGGCCGGAUGGCGAGAAUGCUCUCCUCUGGAUCUGGUUUGCUAUCGGAUGGGAAUGUUGAAUUAGUGGAUGUGUUGACGGGAGAAUUCAAUCCAUUCACCUUCCCUCUUGUUUGUCAUGCCGAUGCACAGCUGGCGGUGUUGCAGGCUAUUCGAGCUCUCUCUUCCGAGUUCAUGGGUGGGAAGGGAAGAGAGGGAGAAAGGGAUGGGCAGGAAUGGCCAGGCAGGAGCAGGGGCUCGAGUUCCACAACGAUGGGCGGCAUAGGGAGGAGGACAAAUGGCAAGAAGGUUGGAGCUAGAGCUACAUCGCUUGGGGAAGUUGAAUGCCUCUGGAAGUUCCAAAGGAUACUUGUGUGUGCCCUCACCCAACAACCUUGUAGCUUAGCUGUGAUCUUAGAAGCGCUUGAUUGGGUGGCGGCUUGUUGCAUGAGCAAGCUGAAGCUGGUGAUGGAUGGGAUAGUGGCUGACAGCUCUGAAUGGUCGACACGAAGUGCCGGUGAUAAAGUCCAGAAAUCAGAUGGUAGAGUGCUCCAAAAGGAAAAGGAACAAGAGGAGGAGGCCUCGAGAGGGGAGCGGGAGGAAGAGAAAGAGGAGGAAAGGGUGUGGGAAAGGACAAUUGACUGCGAGCUACUAUGUGCCCUGCUUUGUGCUGCACGGCACAGGGAUGCAUCGGUGAGACGACAUGUCGCCAAAGUGCUUGCUCUUCUGAUUCAAGCUAAGCUUCUAGACUUGCCGCAGUUAGAGAUGGUGGUGAUCUCCGCUUGCGAGCAGUUGUUGGAUCCUGACCCUGGUCUUCAAGUGGCCUUUCGAGAGCUGUUGGUUUUGGGAGGGCCGGCUGUCUUGUGGUGUCAUGGGUCAUUGGAAUGCCACGGCAACUUGGAACGGGACCGCAGGACUGUUACCCUUGACAGAAGCUCGAAACACCGGAUUGCAAUGCAGACCCAUGCGCCUUUUCUGCGAUCCCAACAACUUGUUGCGAUCAUGAAGUUCCUUUCUCAGGAGAGGCAGACCUAUUCGUCGAAUUGGCUGCAACGACUAGUUCACAGCUGCUGGAAUGGGGCCAUCGCUGGGCAUAGUAAUGGACAGGGGAAUAAGGUAGGAGGCGAGGAAGGGGGCGUGUCCGGUGAGAUAUCUGGCCUUGAUCGUGCCUCGCUGGAUGCAAUGACAUGCAGUAAUGAUGGGCUAGCAGUGUGGUGGGCGAUCCAAGAGAGUGCACGCCACUUUGUGUUCGUUAGAUUGCGGACACAUCUCGGGGCUCCCACUCAUACAUUUGCCGCAGUCGAGCGUAUGCUGCAUCAUGUGGCACAACUUUCUCGCACUGACGACGGCGGAGAGCACCAGCAGGGCACAGGAAGUGGCAACCUGAGCUUGUCCAGGUCCAGGCUCCUGCCCAUGUGGAUGCUGCUUGAGUUUGUGGAGGCACUAGAGCGCAACGUGUACAAUGCCUAUCAGGGAAGCGUUGUUCUGCCUCCUCCUGUCAAGUCUAGCACUGUUUUUUUCAGAACCAACCGGAAGGUGUGUGAAGAUUGGUUUGUUAGGAUACGGGAAGCGCUGCUCGAGGCGAGUGUGAGCACAAGGCGGCAAAUGGGUGUGGUUCGACACGGAAGCUUGCGCAUGCUUGACUUGCGCUCCAUAGCAAGCCUUUCGGGACCGUCCUCCUCAUCUGCUUCAUCAUCCUCUGGCCCGUCUUCUGCUAUCGGACAUCGUGUGAAGCUGUGCCAGGAUGCAGGCCGUGUAAUCCGUCGUGUAGCACUUGCUCUGAGUCAAUCCUAUGAUCCUGAUUCUCUCCAGGGGCUGCGCAACUGGGCUUGUUCUAACAUGGACCAUCUCAUUUUUGGCGGGGUAAGAGGAGGUGGGGGAACUGAAUCACAGCAUCAAGGAGCAGGAGCAGCAUCCUCAUCAACAGCAGCGACCGCAGGAGAAGGCCGAGUUAAGGGAGGCUCUGAUGGUGGUGGCUUGAAAUGGAUCGACGCCCUUGCAUCCCAGGCAUGUGGAAAGUACGAGAACGCAAUUGUGAGCUUCUCAUCCUUACUUGGGUCUGAGGAGGCCAUGACUGCUAUGGGGGCAGAGACAGUUCAGUUUGUGAUCGCAAGGAUGGUGGAGUGUUAUACAGCUAUCCGCGACUGGGAAGGGAUGGACACAUGGUUGCAUGAACUCCAGGCUUUGAGAGCCAAGCAUGCAGGGAAGGCGUAUGCAGGGGCUUUGACAACUGCUGGUAUCGAUCUCAAUUCUGUACAUGCUCUUGCUCGAUUUGAUCAGGGUGAUGUCCAGGGUGCGUGGGGGUAUAUUGACCUCACUCCUCAGAGUAGUGCCGAGAGGACUGCAGACCCUCUUGUGGCUCUUGCACGAAGUGAGCAGAUGCUGCUUCAGUCAAUGCUGCAUGCAUCUCCACGGAUUACCAUGGAUCUUGCAGAGGCCGUGAGAGAGGCAGCUCGUGCCAGGGAAAUGGUGGAGGAAGCUUUGAAAGUGGCCUCCUUGGAUGGAUUGCAAGCAGCAGCUCCUUUUGUGGUGCAUCUGGAAUGCAUAAGGCUUGCUGAGAUGGGCUUGUGCAGCAUUUUGGAAGGGGACGAAUCAGGUGCAGGAACGAGGGGGGCUGAUAGGUCAACCUCCUCUGCCAGCCUGGAGGGAGCAAGAGCAGCGGGAGGGGGAGGAGGGGGAGGAGGAGGAGGAGAAGGAGGAGAAAGAGGAGUUGCACCACUUGGAUACACAACCAGGCGGCCAUCCUUUGACCAGCUAGAUUGUGCUGUAUGGCUGAAACUUCUCCGCCUGCACCGAUUCCUUGGGAGAGAGACGAGCUUCGUGGAAUCACUCCAUUUGCAGUUAGUACGGAUGGCAAGAAAACAAGGGAAUCUUGGACUGGCUACUCGUCUGCUUCAUGAGGGUGCAAAUGGGAGCUAUGGGGGAGGGAACAUGGAGAAGGGAGGCAGCGGAGGCCGCACUGUUUGUGGUGGUCUUAGGGGUUCUGCAGGUAGCAUGGCUCUCCGAAGUGUUAUUGUCAGUCCUGAACUGGACAUAUCCACGCCCAUGAGUGCAGGAGGCAGUGAGCUGGACUAUGAGCGUGCACUUGUGCUGCGUGCUCUGGGGGAUCAGGCAAGUGCGUUGCUCACCUUGUGGAAGAUGACACAAGGGUGCACAGCAGAGAGCAGGCCAGGCAACACCUGCCCGGCCUCGGUGAGGGCAAAGAGCCUUCUGAAGCUUGCCAAAUGGGUCAGGGAAGGGGACCCUUCUUCUGUGGCUGCGGUUCUGGAGGAGUCUGCAGGGCCUGGUGAGGGGCAGAUCUGGCAUGCCAUUGCGACUGGCAGGCAUCGGCAGGCAGCGAUUGCUCAGGAGCGGCUUUUGAGCCAAGGUCUUCUAGAUGCAAGAUCCAGACAAACUUUGGACCCCUACGGAUUGACUCUGGUAAUAGAGGAGAUGGCACUACGGAAUGCAAUGCAGGAGGUCUCUGCUGAACAGGGAAAAGCAUGGUUUGGUUAUGCCUCAUGGUGCCUAUCGUGUGCGGAAUCGCUGUUGCAUCGUCGCACGCCACAUGAGUUGUUUUCUGUUGAGAUGAAAUGGAAAGGACAACCAGUUCCUACUCCCUCACCUGGAAUACUGACAGAAGUGGAGAUAGAGGCUGUGAGAGGGGUUCUGAAAGAAGCUGUACUUGGUGGUCAUACGAAGGUGACGUUGAGUGGAGGGACCCUGGUUGAUGAGGCUGAAAGCCUUGUCAGGAGCACACCUCCUAGGAACAUUAUGGGAGCAAGGUGGCUGCAAGAGGAAGAUAGGGAGGGUCAGGGAGCGAGGGAGGAAAUGCUGCUGUUGUGGUUGAGUAGGAGUGUGGAAACUGCUGUCUGUGAAGAGGCUGGGUUAACCUCAUUGUCCAGAAUUGUUGAGGAGCACUUGUUGCUGAAGAUUGGUACAUGGCAGGGAGUGGCCAGUGAAGAAUGUCUGGGAUUGACAGCAGCCAAUCAAGUGGUUGAGAAGCUGAUGGUCAUAUGGUGGAAGGCACGCCGGCGAAGGAUCUCAUUGUUUUCAGAUGCCGUUCAGGCAUUCCUGAAGUUUCUGUCCAUUGGUAGUGGACAGAGAGCCGGGAGUGAAGGGAGGUUGUGGGCGAUGAGGGAGGACCAGGAUGCUGCUGCCGCUUCGUCGAAGACCUACGACAGGUCACUCAAGGCGAUGCUUCACAUCAUCCAUGCCUUAGUCCGCUAUGGAGCAGAACUACAUGAUGUUGUCAGACAGAGCCUGUCUACUGUGGUCCCAGCACCCUGGCAGAUGGUCAUACCGCAGUUGUAUGCACAGCUGAACAAUCAUCAUGAGCCAAAAGUUCGCCAGCAGAUGCAAGCGCUGCUCACAGCUGUUGCGGAGAUGAGCCCUUGGGCUGUUGUAUAUCAGGCCAUUGCAGAGACAAACCAUGGGGCCGGGUCUACAGGGGACAUGCAAGUAUCAGAAGAGCUUCAACAGUUCGUUGCCUCUCUGGCUAGGAAGCAGCCUCAGCUGGUUGAAGAUGUGAAGCUACUUGUUGGUGAGAUGAGCACCAUGACAGUUCUUUGGGAUGAGCAGUGGCUGACAACUCUCCAGGACCUCUACGGGGAUGUAAUGAAACAGAUUAAUACUCUGAAGGAGGAAGCGGCUCGCAUUGCGGAGAACGCUAUGCUACGGCCGUCAGAUAAGACACUGAUCAACGCAUCAAAGUAUACUGCAAUGAUGACUCCAGUGGCGGUUGCUUUGGAACGAAGAUUAGCUGCCACAUCAAGGCCACCCGAGAGUCCGCAUGAACGAUGGUUUCAAGAGGCCUAUGGAAGGCAAUUGAGAGAGGCAAUCAAUGAAUUCAGGCAGCCCCCGGCCACCCCUGCGCAGAUUGGUGAAGUUUGGCGGCCAUUUGAGGCGAUUGUUAGUGCUCUUGCUCAGCAGUUGAAGCGAUCGACUGUGAAGCUGCGUGACAUUGCUCCCCGUCUUGUGCAAAUGCAGGAAUCCGUUGCACCGAUGCCUGGACUGGAGGGGUCCACAGCGUACAAGGGGCAUGGACCUGGGUAUGGUUCCGACUCUGAAGAACCUGAUGCUGGGAAACGCUGUGUGACCAUAGUCGGGUUCGAGGAGGAGGUUGGGGUCUUGUCGACGAAGACGAAACCUAAGAAGCUAACUGUCAUCGGCUCGGAUGGCUGUCGGUAUACAUACCUGCUGAAGGGCAGGGAAGAUCUGCGGCUGGAUGCACGUAUUAUGCAGGUGCUGCGUGCAGUGAAUGCAAUGCUUGGGGCAAAUCGGGCAACGCUUGGUCGAAAAUUGAGUGCUCGAUACUAUUCGGUGACUCCUAUUAGUGAUCGUGCUGGUCUUAUCCAAUGGCUGGAAAAUCUGACGUCUGUUUACAGCGUGUACAAGGCUUGGCAGCAGAGAAACCAUGCAUCCUCUUCAAUGGCCGCCGGGAUAGGGACACCUGCCCAAGCACCUGGACAACCGCCACCUGCACCUCCACCUCGUCCAAGUGACAUGUUCUACGGGAAAAUUAUCCCGGCGCUAAAGGAGAAGGGGAUCAGGCGUGUGAUGUCCCGGAAAGACUGGCCUCAAGAUGUCAAGUGCAAAGUCUUGAUGGAGCUGAUGAAAGAGACACCGCGGCAGCUCCUUGCACAAGAAUUGUGGUGCUCAAGUGAGAGUGUAAAUGCCUGGUGGAAGAAACAACAAGGGUUCUCGCGGAGUGUGGCUGUCAUGAGCAUUGUUGGUCACAUGUUAGGGCUCGGAGACCGGCAUCUGGACAAUAUUCUAGUCGAUUUCAAGUCGGGCGAUGUUAUCCAUAUAGACUACAACAUAUGCUUUGAGAAGGGCCUCAGGUUGAGAAUUCCAGAGCUUGUUCCCUUCCGUCUGACGCAGACAAUCGAAGCCGCACUUGGAUUUAGUGGCGUCGAGGGGAGUUUCCGAAUCGUGUGCGAGGAGGUCAUGCACGUUCUGAGAAAUAAUCGCGAAGCAAUUAUCAUGUUGCUUGACAUCUUUGUGAGGGACCCUCUUGUGGAAUGGCUAAGAGGUGACGGGCAUGAUGAAGCUACCAUUGGAGGAGAGGAGCGCAAAGGCAUGGAGCUAGCAGUGAGCCUCAAUCUCUUUGCAUCGCGAGUUCAAGAAAUCCAGUUCCCAUUGCAGGCACACAAAGAAUUUCUUGUAAGAAGCACCCCGUCUAUGGCUGCAGCUCUCAAGGCAUUGGCCGAUGCACAGGAGAGAGGGCUCCAUGCAGGUUCGAUUGCAAAACAAGCGCAGGAGAAACUGGAGGUGGCACAGGCUGCAGAGACAAGAGCGCGAGGCAUGUUGGCUGAGGCAUCAUCGAUGGUAGAGACACUCUCGAAUGCGCAUGAAAUGCAGUCACGUGAAGCGGUUCAUGCUGGGGCUAUGAUUGCUGAUGGGGCUCGGAAAUGCCGGCAAUGGUUUGAUCAGCAGACACGAAUGCUAACAGCUCUUCGGAUGGGAACUGUCCCCGAGUUGGCUGCUGUCCUGCAAAAUGGGUCUUCGGCUGUUGCGGCUGGAUCUUCUCUGUUUAUCAUGUCUGCGCUGUCGGCUGCAGGUGUACCAGUGAAGGUCAUUUCAGAAGACAUCCUUGAUCAGUGCAAAAGAAUUGACAAUGAGGUUUCUCAGCUUGUCACAAGACGCCAAGACGCAGUGCAGCAGGCUGGUUCAGCACUGCGUGCAUACUCCCUCGCUCUCCAGCGACUUCUGCCCGUUGCCUACUCGACUACUAGCUGUGUCUUUGUGUGGUGCCGGGCGUUCGAGGCAUCCGUUUCGCAGCCUGUUUGUCCUGUUAUCCAUGCUGCAAGGCUUCAGGUUUUGCAGGAGAUGGCGCAAAUAAUGGGAGAAAAUAGUGAUGCCGUUGUCAGCAAUUACCAAAGUUUCUUUGAGAGGGCAGAGCGAUUGGCCUCAGAAACUACCCGGCUGCAUGAGGAGUGUGUGCAAAUAGAAGCAUCCAUGGACGUUAAUGAAGAGGCCAGUCUUCGUGAACGUGUUCUUACGAUAUUCACGAAUCCUAUGAGGACCAAUGAAGAAGUGGCUGCUGCUGCUGCUAAGUCCAAGGAGGCCAUUUCUGAGAGUGGUGGCUCAGGGGGGGGAAAGAAAAUGGAAGUCCUCAGUAUUGUGGAGGCUGCCAUUGCUUUGUUGCUUGGAGAGAUUCUUCAGUGUGCAAGGCAAGUAUUCGGUACGUGCACUGAUGACUCGAAAUUGCUGGAAGGAUCAGAGGAAGGGGUUGGGCAACAACUGUGGUUGCAUGAGACACGUAGGCUCUUGGAGCAAGCUGCGUUGAUCUUGGAAAUUGCCACCCAUGUGCGGAGUGUUGCAUUCCCCAAUACAGAGUCCCAACGACGGGCCUGGUACUCGGAGUUUGAGAGAGCCGAGGGCUGGGCAGGACGGUGCUUCGCAUGUGCUGGGGGUGUCGGUGAAUUUUUGAAACAGAUGGAAAGUGUGGUCAUCCCUGGCACGGUGCAGAGGAUUUUGUCGCACGAUAAAGCAGCAGCUGAAGACAUAGCUUCACUAUCACAGAUAAAGCUAGCAGUGACAGCGGCAGUGGAGGAGGCAAUGAUGCUGGAAGCUCAGAGACAAGCUCUUGCAGAUCUUGAGGCAACGUAUCACAAGAAGGUAGCGGAGAAGUCGGACAUGCAGUUAAAAUUACAGAGGGAGAUGGCGGUAGGGAGAGAGUAUUUGUCAUGGGAGGAGGCACAUGAACUGGCUAGUCAAGAAGACGUGUUGAAAUCAGAGCUAGAGAGUCUGCAUAUUGCAUGGGAGCAAAGAGACGCACAAGCACAAGCUAUUGCCGAAAAGGAAGCAAGUCUAAGGAACUCCCUGGAGGGGCUUGAGAGACGGUUUCAGCUACUCUGCUCUGCAACUGCAGGUCAUGACAAGGAGAAGAAAAAAGAGAUGGGGGAGCUGGACGGAGAAAGUCACUCCAUGGGAGCAUCAGACUGGAGCAUUGUGCUUUCGACGGCAUGCCAGGCCUACGCUGCUCUUGAAAGCUUGGAAAAGGCACUCCCAAGCCUUGAUGGGGAACGUAGGAAUCUUCCUCCAGAGCCGGAGGAAUCAGUGACCUGCAGGGGAGAUAGCUUUGACACGAGGGCAGCACCUGGGAAUGAGCCGUCAUUUUGGGCAGUCCCAAAAUCGCUGUCAUCGAACCGGCAUUUCAUCCGCAAGGUUCUGUUGCUGCACAACUUGAUAAGUUCCUGUGCAAUGAAAGUCGCAAACGUGGCUACAUCGGAGUCACAGGGUGCGAUGGAUCAAACGUGGGCAUUGGCGCAAAAGGUACUGAUCAAGCAGCAGGAAGAUCACACACAGGAUUAUGUUGAGCACUGCGUGUGGCCAUCUGUGAUUGGGUGCUUGAUGCAGGAGAUGCGCCAAUCGAUAGCCUAUGGGGAGGAAGGACUGAGCCCAGGAACAGAGCCGCGACUCGUGGGCAAGAAGGGGCGAAGCAGGGAAGAGGCGGUGAGGCUUGCCGCUGAUAAGGUGCGUGAGUAUGUCAACAAACAUGAGAUCAUUCAACAGAAGAAGAUGACUCUGACAGGCUUACGGAAACGUGCAGCAGAAUAUGAAGUUGCAUUGCAGCAAGCCAAAAUCGAGUUGGCUCAGUUUGAGUGGAUACAUGAGCACAUCCUGGGUCGAUGUGUGCAGCUGCGGACGUGGAAGCCCCUGAGUGAUGAUGGUAUCACAGAUGGGGAGGCAGGGGGCUUGGUAGCAUGGUGGCAGAGAAGGCAGGUUCUGGACGUUCUCAGGUCAUCGCUUGCUACGAUUCUUGAAGCAAGUGAGACACUCCAGCAGCUAGAGAAUGCGGGGAUCUCAGCCGAAGAGCAGCUGGACCGGGUGUUAGCGAGAGCAUAUGGUGGCGGCGGGUCUAGUGGAUUCAGCGGGAGAAGUGGGGCACUCACGGAAUUCCAUGAACACUUGCGCCGCCGUCGGCAGCUCCUUUGGAGUGUUCAGGAGCAGGUUGCGACUGUUGUGAGAAUCUGCGGGGCGGUUUUGGAAUUUGAGGGUUCCCGAGAAGGUGUUCUUGGGACUUCAAGCAUGAUCAGCACAGGAUCUCAGCAGCAGCAGCCACAUAGUGGAAGUGUUGGCCCUGGAUCCAGACCAAGUGGUGCCGCAGCUGAUUCAUUGGGAAGAGUGUGGCAAGAGUCGUAUGCAAACAUGCUUGCUCGCCUUGAGGCUGCAUUGAUUGCUAGAGGAAAUAGCCAAGUGGAGCUGGCGGGAGCUCAGAUGCGCAUGGAAUCAGCCAAAGCAGGGUUGGCCACCCACGAGGCUGUUGUGCAAGGUUUAAAGGAAAAGUUCGAAAGCUGCUCAGAUGAGCUGCGAGCCAUUGGACAGGAACUGCAAGCCAGCCUGGGUGCUGCUGUUGCUGCAGUCACGGAGUUCUGCAGUGGACUGAAGGCACAUGCUAUGCUGACAACGGAGACAAAGUCAAUGCUUGAAGAGGUUUUGCUUAUAACUGAGGGUGGGGACGAUGUGGCUGAAAUCAAUACUUUUGCCAGAGAGGCUAUGGAGCUGCACUCCCGACUGGAAGGGAGCCUUCAUAAGGUGGGCCACAUUGUCGUGCCAUUGGAGCAAAUGCUUACCAGCACUGUGGGGACAGGUAACCGCCACAGGCUGCCAACUGCUCUCUCCACGGUGCUACCUGCUUCGUCAACUUCAAAAUCAAUGGCCGGAGACGGGCUAAUGGCUUCUAGUGCUAUCACGCCGAUUGAAAGGCUUUUGCCUGGAUCUUCUGAUGCCCAUGCUGCACUGCAGGAGAAACUGGUGGUGACUGUGAGGCAUGGAGAAAGAGAAUUGGGUAUGGUGGCGAAUCAAUUAGUUGCUGAUGCUGAGCAGCUGUAUGAUUGUGUCAUAAGCCUGGCACAGGCCGCUGGCUCUGGUCUUGGGACAACAGCUCAAUACAAGGCAGCACCUGAGGCAGAAGACAAUGGAGUUGACAUGCCUGAUUCCGUGCAGUUGACAGCAGACAUGCGAAGCCUUUCUGCGGGAUCGGGCCCCACUCUGCUAAACCAAGAGAGUGUUCCCAGCAUGCAAGAGGUGGAGGGGGACGCCAACCUGGAUGCUACAGGCUCACAGCUUAUGCAUGCUCGAAACCAGGUCGACAGAGGAUUCUCAGAGCCCAGCAGCUUUCAGGAGGAUGGUGAUUCGGGUUGGAUUUCCCUUUCAGAGAGUUCUGGACACAGCGGUGAUGAGGAGGGACUGUUGUGUACACCACUGAGAGUUGAUAAUCAUGAGCAGUUUGCAAUGACAGGUUCAUUUUUGAGCGCGUCACAAUCACCAAAUGGGGACCAGCACCGUAGAUCACGAGAGUUGGCAGUUGUUGCCGUGGACGGCAUCGGCCAGGAGAGUGGUAAUCCUAAUGCUUGGGAUAGCAGCAGAACUCCAGGGAGGGAGGAGAGGGUUCCGUUGGGAAACGGCCAAGCGGCAUCUUGGAGACUAUGCAACCGCGGGGAAGGAGCGACCACACCAGGACCAUCAUCUACGCCAAUCGGGACUUCAAGUGGUGCACACAGGCGCUUGUUCUUCACUCCAUCAAUAUCCCAAGGCGCUGGACCUCCCACGAUUUCGCAGCCAAGUGGAGGCAGCAUCCCUGGUUUUGCUCUCGGUGUUGGAGGUUUUGGAUUAGCCAGCGGGAGUGGGCGGAGCACGGUACUAGAUACUGGUGGUGCGAUUGGCGGCCAGCGACAGAGCAAAGGGCGAAGUGGCGGCGGAAGCACAGGAAGUCCGCUUGAGCCUGCAGGCGUGGCUGCAGGUCAGGGUACGCAUGUGAAAAGAGGUAGUACUCGAUUGGAUUGGGUGAUCUCUGAUUGCAAGAUGUCCUCUGGUUGUUUGGUGGUGCUUGCUUUGCUUGUGAACCUACUACACCGACUAUUGGAUCACGAAGAGCGAAAUGAGUAUGCUGUGGCGGUUUUGAAAAGAGUGAAUGCAAAGCUGGAAGGCAUUGAAGUCGAUAACGCCAGGAGGUUUUCCGUCAAGGACCAUGUGGAUCAUCUUAUCCGACAGGCAACAAGCAUCGACAAUCUGUGCAAUAUGUAUGAGGGCUGGACACCAUGGAUCUGACACAGUAAUAAGCUAUGCAUACCAUAUGGCAUAUACUAUAUAGACAGCGGCCAAUGCAGCAGCAGGGGAUGUAUAGAAGUGGGAGGAUGGAGGUCUUGGAGAUUCAGCUGGAGGUUGUGAAGCUGAUCAGAAGCCAAGAUUCAAUUCUGGUGGUGAAUGAGGACAUGGAUUAGGAUCGUUUGCGGGCACUGCGGGCAGCCAUGACUAAGAUUGUGAAAAGAGUUAACAAUUUACACAAAGAAUUUCUACUUCCGAUAAUUUGAAUUCGGUCGGGGAUUUAGAGUCCGCGCUUUUAACAAGUUA
Chara braunii is the source of this 13820-nucleotide messenger RNA. NCBI's taxonomy places the organism in Eukaryota, Viridiplantae, Streptophyta, Charophyceae, Charales, Characeae. The record is from the annotation of a GenBank genome assembly.